GCCCCACCAACGAAUUCAAAUUAUCACUGUCGACGUACGGUGCAUUUCCGGUGACUUCCGACGCAACUCUUUGACAGAAUCUCUCGGACUUUCAACUUGACGCCGGAAAUCUGCUUCUGAUCCACGAUUGUGAUGGAAAUUACUCAAGAAACCGAAGAUUACAUUCGAGGAACGAUUGAUCACACAGUCGGACUCCAGGUGCCGACCGGUACUCUACUUCAGAAGCUCCGUGCCGUCGGAGAGUCACGCGACGUUCUGCAGCAUCAGAAUCUCUGUCUUCAAUCGAAGCUCAAAGAAAAGGACAAGACUAUUGAGCGAUCUAGGGCUGAAGCGAGUAUGAGUGCCGCCGCUUUGAAGAAAUUCGUGGAGGAAAAUCAGAAACUUGCUGUGGAGUGUUCAAAUUUGUUGGAGGCGUGCAAAAAUUGGGAGAGGGAGUGCGCGCUCUAUGACAAGGAUCGCGAGGCGAUAUUGGAUUUUGCUAACGAGGCAGAUGAAAGGGCUAGAGAGGCUGAGGCUAGGAACUUGAACUUGGAGGAGCAGAAGAAGAAGCUGGAGGAAGACCUCCAAUACUAUAAGAUUCGAUCAGAUGGACUCAUGGUUGAUGUGGUGUCUGGAGAAGAUCCUGAUGAGGAAAACAAUUUGCUUAAUUCAUUGUUGGCUACGGUAUGUGGCAACGAUGAAAUUACAUCAACUGCACAUCGAUUCUUAGAGUCACACAGUGGAGUUGAAGCUUGUCAAGAGCUACUAAGAAAAUGGCCAAUCUUGAGCCCUCUAACCCAGAAGAUCAUCGCGCUAACAGCAAACGCAAAAAGUUUUCAGAAAGACAGGGAUCUUCUAACAAUGAAUCUACGUAGAUCUGAAGAGGAGGUGAAUGCAUUGGUUCUGCAGAACAACGUUCUGAAUGAGGAGAAUAAAAGACUUAUACGAAAGUACUAUAGAGACAAGCAUGUUGGUGCAUCUGGUGGAGGCAGCUCUUCCGGAAAGGGGAAGCGAAAAUCGAGCCACGAUUUGAGGAGCCCAUCGGAGAAGAAAAUGAACACGAGCAAUGCUGACUCACAAAGACAGCCUCUUUCGCCGUUAAAGUGCAACUCUCCGGAGUUAAGAGUGUGUAAGAAGUAGGAAGAUCGACGCAGGUGUGCAUGCUCGUUGGUAACUUGUGUGGUAUAACUUCUUCUGUUUAGUUAAAUUCGAUUUUACUUUUUUUUUGUUUGGUUGAAAUCUUGAUGAUCAUUUGAUGUGAUUUCAUAUCCAUAUCUCUCUUAACAUAGGUAGAAGUUUCAAUCUGUUGAAACAUGUUUUUUGAUUCUAGAGAUUGUCUUUGAAUUUUAAUUGCAGGAGAAGUUUGAUGCUAUUUGAUGUGUUGUGCUGUGUUUCCCUCCAUUGAUUUUCUUCAAAAAUUUAAGGGUGUGUGUUCAUUUCUUAUUUGUAUAUAGUUAUUUUUUUAGAUUGAAUAUAGAAAAAUUGUAAUAUGAAAAUAAUAUUUUGAAUUGAAAUAUUU
Andrographis paniculata is the source of this 1498-nucleotide messenger RNA. RefSeq lists its product as uncharacterized. Lineage: Eukaryota; Viridiplantae; Streptophyta; Magnoliopsida; Lamiales; Acanthaceae. The coding region runs from base 133 to 1119 and encodes 328 amino acids. The record is from RefSeq and is a predicted model, not a curated record. The transcript is spliced from 6 exons.